GUUACUCUGAUUUUUAAACCGGUCAAUACCCUCGUAAAUUUUCAGCGAGUUGAUUCUCAAAGAGGUCGCAUCUCUAGGCCCAGCAGUGCCUCAAAGAGAGCUGUUGUGUCAAGCAGCCGGCCAAGUUCCUCUGGUGAACCUAGUGAAAAUAGACCUAGUCGUCUGGGCUCCAGCAGUGGUCGGUUGUCCACUUCCCAAAGGAUCCAACCUGGGAUCGAGUCCAAAUCAUCAUCAUUCACUCGAGCUGCAGCCACAAGAGGCGAGCGUGAUGAUACUCUUCGAAGCUUCGAGCUACUAACCAUUGGCACGGGGAGGAGGAAAUAAGGGGGUCUGCUUAUAUCGGGACAGAUUCCUCUCUGGCACUUUUAUCGAUUGCAACGCCCUAUUUCUCUUAGCUCAGAUCGCUAUUAUACACCAUCAUCUCUCCUUAGAACAUGCUAAAAACUUUGUUCCUUGGUGGUUCUUGCUAAAGGAAGAAAUCAAAUAUCUCUCUUACAGUAAAAAAAAUUGCUUAUAUUCUGAAACGAGGUAAUCGUAAUAAAAUACUCUUAGAUUUGAAACCAUGGCCUGUGAUUUGUGGGUGUGUACUCUGUGAUUUGUGGAUGUGUAGUACUCGGUUGCUGAUGGGAAUCAGUAAAA
This is a messenger RNA of Ilex paraguariensis (yerba mate), 639 nucleotides long. Lineage: Eukaryota; Viridiplantae; Streptophyta; Magnoliopsida; Aquifoliales; Aquifoliaceae. The record is from the annotation of a GenBank genome assembly.